Messenger RNA from Seminavis robusta, 1392 nucleotides. Lineage: Eukaryota; Bacillariophyta; Bacillariophyceae; Naviculales; Naviculaceae. The record is from the annotation of a GenBank genome assembly.
AUGGGUCCAAAGAAUGUUGGAUCGGAGGAGAUGUCCAUAACUUCUGAUGCCUCGACCGUUCAAGUGGAUAAUAAUGAUUCCAGGAUUCAUGGAAACAAAGUUGGUAUCAACACAGUUAUUGAAAAACCCGUCGUCCCCAAGAAGCAACAGCAACAACAACAACAUCGAUUUGGUAGCAACGAUGUGAUUCCAAACUUUGCCAAGAAUGGAACGGCGUUGACACAAGAAGAGCGAGCCGCCAUAGCCAAGCGUAAAGGGCUGUGUGUCCAGUGCGGUGUCAAGACGCAUACGAUUUCCGUCUUUAAAAAGGCACCUCUCACAAAUGACCAUGUGUACAAGGGUCUUUGUAUCAAAUGCAAUCCCACGGAACUUCCUGCCAUGGUCGUACAAGCAUGGGAACGGCGUAAUCCAAGAAUCAGUGCUCCGGUAGCACCGACAAGAACAAGGCGUGCCCAUCAUCAGCGCUUUUCUCAAGCCAACGUCGUCAAGCCAAAGAAUAGACUCGAAGCGUACACGACAACCGACGAUAGAGAUAUUAUUCCCAUUCGGGAUAUCUGGAAGGAGAGUCUUACCAUAGCACCUACAAUUGAAGAUGCACAAGAUUUAUGGCUGAGCAGUUUGGAUCGAGAAAUUUGGGAGCCAGAGAGGCCUCCAACAACAUCCACAAAAACAACAACAGGGAUACCUACUGCUUCGCAUCCAACUGUAAAUGGUCCUGCUACAGAACAGCCUCUCUUGGAUACUGCUUCUGCCACGAAAAAACCUGUGAUUCCCGAGCAAAUAAUACGAGGGAUCCGAGAUGACACAGCAUCAUCGGUGGCAUCCACCAUUGAUGAGGACGGGGACAUGGAAGUGCUGAGUUUGGGGACUCUCAUCAAUGAUUCGCUGCUGGACGAUGACGACAACAAGAGUGUGGUUGGAGUAUGUGUUCCGACAGCCGAGAACCUUCCAUGCUCCAAUUUAGCCAAGCUCAGCGGAUCUGCGAAGAGACCACCCAAGCGAUGUCGGUUGCUCAUCUUGAACCAUGUUUUCAUACCAUGGAGUGAUACAACAAUCCACCGAACCAAAGGGAAAUGUGAUAGAGAGGGUGGGCAUUGUGGUGGAUUGCGGUCGGUUGUCUGGCAAAGAAGAAAGCGCAGCAAGAAUCUGGCAGCUACCGUCCUCCGCCAGUUGAAUCUUUGCAAGAACAGCAUAGCAAGUUUCAGGUUGAGGCUUAGCAGUGGGACCAAGCAGCCUGCUGAUGAAAAAAAAAAGAUUGGUAUGAUCUAUCUGAUGAUCUACCGGUAUCUUGUGAAGGACGUUGCUGUGGUGGUCGCAAUUCUCUUCGUUUCUUCAGGUUAUGAUUGUUUCAUCUCCAAUGUCAUCUCUUUCCGCUGCCACUUGGUCAUCUAG